GAACGAAUAUAGGUAAGUAGGUAGGUACCGUUAUAAGAAUUCUUUUACGGAAAUGUUGUGCGUUGCAUUUCGAAAGUAUGAUUUAAGUAUAUCAAUUUAAACCUGUGUUAGUGAGAUGUCAGUAGACGAUAAUGACCAAGAGGAUAAAGAUCCAUCAACAGCGAGACAACCUAGAUUUUCUGAUGUUAACUACUUUCCUGAAAUAAGUUUAUUUCAUGUGAUAUCCGUCUGUGUCGUUAUUUUAUCUAUUUUAUUUGUUUUCACAUCUCAAAAAGAAUGUGAAAAGUUGCCAUUAGAAACUGAAGUAUCUCCUUCUAACUCGCUCUACAACAAAUUUAAGAUCUUCAGCAAGAGUACUGACACUGGCCAUCUUCAUAACAUACUUACAGUAUUAGAACGAUUUGGAUUCAAACAUGAGCAGAAUUCGACAGAUUGGGAUUUGCUAUGGGCUCAUGACUACCCUUUCCGUGCAUUAUAUAAUGAAGUCAGUAACUUAAAAUCCCAUCAAAGAAUCAACCAUUUCCCUGGCUGUGGCUACAUCACAAAUAAAGUUGACUUGGCAACGAGUGGCUUAAAGUACAUUCCACCAGCAUUCAAAUUACCACAAGACAAGAAAAAACUAUUACAAUACAUUGAAAACAAGCAUGAUAGUACAUUCGUAGAAAAGAAUAAUGAUCACAGGAAUAUUUUGUUUCGAACAAGGGAAGAAUUGACUGGAUUAGAAUCAAAUAGUACUUUUGUUCAAGAAUUUGUUGCAAAGCCAUUGCUGGUCAAUGGACAUAAAUUUGAUAUUGGAAUUUAUACAGUGAUCACUUCUAUUGAUCCCUUACGAAUCUACAUCUAUAAUGGGGAUGCCAUAUUGAGAUUUUGUCCAGUGAAGUACUACCCGUUUGAUGCAAAAAAUCUGGAUAAGUAUGUAGUAGGAGAUGAUUAUUUGCCAGUAUGGAGAGUGCCAUCUUUAGAAUAUUAUUACAAUGAGUUAGGUUUUGGAAUGAAAGAAAGUUUGAAUGCCUAUUUAAAAUCCAAAGGAAAGGACCCUACCAGAAUUUGGGAUCAGAUCGAAGAUUCUCUCAGAAUAACCAUUCUUGCUAAGGAACAGCAGAUACUGAGUGUUGUAAAUAAGUUUAGGCACAAGAGGAAUUUUUUUGAGAUGAUGAGAUUUGAUUUUUUGGUGGAUGAAAACUUGAAUGUGUUCCUCCUUGAGGCAAACAUGAGUCCUAAUUUGUCAUCAGCGCAUUUUCCCCCAAAUCAACUGUUGUAUCAGCAGGUGUUAUUCAAUGUACUGUCUCUAAUUGGUAUCGGUCAUAGACUUACUAAAGAGACGAAUUCGAAAUCUGCGCAAGAUAUGAUUGUGUCUGAUAAAAAUAUUGCAGUAUAUCCAACUGAAUGUAAUAGUAUGAUGUGUAAGGAAAGUUGUGUAUCACCUAUUUGUCAGUUGUGCAAGCCUUGUUUAUCUCACGAUACAAAAGAGUAUUUAAUGGAAUCUCAUAGAGAGCACAUGAACAAGGGAGACUGUAAACGAGUGUUCCCUCCUCCGAUGUCGCCAGUAUUAACUAAGGAAGAAGAUUUGGAUGGGUUGUCUCCAGAAAAUCAAUUACUGUACAGGUGGUUCAAAGGUAAAUGUCUGUUGGAUGAAAGUUGGUGCUGAGAAAAAAAGAUUUAAUUUUAUUGUGUCCUUUAUAUAUAUUUUUCUAAUAUAAGAAUAUAUCCUUUUUUUUA
This is a messenger RNA of Harmonia axyridis, 1719 nucleotides long. RefSeq names its product probable tubulin polyglutamylase ttll-15 (gene TTLL15). Gene Ontology annotation, biological process: protein modification process. Lineage: Eukaryota; Metazoa; Arthropoda; Insecta; Coleoptera; Coccinellidae. The record is from RefSeq and is a predicted model, not a curated record. The coding region runs from base 116 to 1648 and encodes 510 amino acids. The transcript is spliced from 6 exons.